AUGACUUCCAAGAUCAUACACAUAUCUAGUGAAGAACUUGUGCGCUCUUACGUCGGGAAGUACAAGGAUUUUAGGCUUCUAUCACUGCAAGUCGCACCUGAAGCUUUUGCUUCCAACUACUCAAGAGAAGCCGCAUUUUCAUAUGAAGUAUGGUACGAACGUCUUGCAAAUCCACACGCAGCAACUUUUUUUGCGCUUCAGGAUUCUAAGAUUGUCGGUACUAUUUCAAUCCUCGGUCCAUUACUUUAUGGCCCAGAAGAGAUGACGGCCCUUGGAAAUCCAUGGCAAGCGAUUGGUGAUGGGACAUCCAACAGACAAACAACAGGCCAUUAUCGAAUCAAUGGUUUGUUUACUCUACCAGAGAUUCGUGGAAGAGGGGUUGGAAAGACGCUUAUUGAAACGGCCUUAAGAUAUGCAGGAGGUGAAGUAGCCUUACAGGGCAGGGCGUUUGUAUGCAGUAUUGUGGUCGAGUCCGAUAAUGCUGGAGCUCGGAGAUUAUAUGAAAAGUGUGGGUUUGUGGUCACAAAAGAGGUGCCCUAUGGAGAUGUGUCAGUCAUUCUUAUGAAAACAUCAGGCUAG
Molecule: messenger RNA, 579 nt
Organism: Sclerotinia sclerotiorum 1980 UF-70
Lineage: Eukaryota; Fungi; Ascomycota; Leotiomycetes; Helotiales; Sclerotiniaceae
Exons: 1
Coding region: 1-579 (192 amino acids)
Molecular function (GO): acyltransferase activity, transferring groups other than amino-acyl groups
Source: RefSeq, a predicted model, not a curated record